Molecule: messenger RNA, 729 nt
Organism: Naegleria lovaniensis
Lineage: Eukaryota; Heterolobosea; Eutetramitea; Acrasida; Naegleriidae
Exons: 1
Coding region: 1-729 (242 amino acids)
Cellular component (GO): vacuolar membrane; proton-transporting V-type ATPase complex
Molecular function (GO): proton-transporting ATPase activity, rotational mechanism
Source: RefSeq, a predicted model, not a curated record
AUGUCAAACCAAAGCAACAACAGACUGCCAGUUCUACCAAGUAGACUAUCAUUGGAACAAAUGCAAAAGAGAUUGGAGCUGGUCAAGAAAGGUCACUCUUUAUUGAAACAAAAAUCACAAGGACUGACGGACAAAUUCCAAGCUACCCUCAAGGAAAUCAAGGAAUGCAAAGAGAAUCUUCCAAACUUAUUUAGAACGAGCUUUUUUUCACUUACUGAAGCUAAAUAUGCUGCUGGAGGAGACAUUUCUUUAGCGGUGAUGGCGAGUAUUAGAAAGAGUGCUUCUAGAGUUCAAGUGAACAUGGAGAACGUUUUAGGAUGUCAGAUCCCACAAUUUGAAAAGGAACAACCAUGCAUUGCUCUCAGCAAACCUGAAGAUCGUAACAAAACCAAGAAUAGGCCAAUCAUUUCACGAGGUUGUUUUGAAAUUGAAAAUUGCAAAAAUGUAUUUCAUCAAACAUUGGAAAAGCUUAUUGUACUAGCUUCAUUACAAAGUAGAUUUCUCAUCCUUGAUAGGACUAUCAAAGCAACUAAUCGUCGUAUGAACGCAAUUCAGAUGGUUGUUCAACCCAAAAUUCAAAAUACGAUUGCUUAUGUACUUGAGGAGCUCGCUGAACAAGAAAGAGAAGAGUUUUGUAGAUUGAAAAGGAUCAAAACCAAAAAGCUAAAGGAUGCCAAACUGAAAGCCAAACUGAAACUGUCACAAAAUCAUGCCAUGGUCAGAAGAUAA